AUGACUUCCCUAAACAUCACCUUCAUCGGCACCGCCACCGCGGUUCUCGAAAUCAACGGAGUCAACUUCAUCACCGACCCCUUCUUCUCGCCCGCCGGGACAGAGUGGGACCAGGGCAUCGUCGUGCUGAAAAUCGCAUCCGGGCCUGCCCUCGGUCUGGCGGACCUCCCAGUCAUCGACGCCGUGCUCUUGAGCCACGAGGACCACCCGGACAACCUGGACGAGCUCGGCCGCCGGCUUCUCGACGGCCGCCGCGUCUUCACCACCCGCGACGGCGCCGGCAAGCUCGCGCCCCGUCCCGGCGUCCGCGGCAUGUCCCCGUGGGAGACGACAACCGCCAGCAUCGGCGGCGGGCGCCUCGAACACCUGCCCGGCGGGGAGUGCGUGGGCUUCGUCCUGUCCGGGCCCGAGUUUGGCCAGACCAACGGGAAGCCCAACGCCAUCUACUUCUCGGGCGACACCGUCUACAUGGAGGAGCUCGCGGGCAUCAAGGAGAGAUUCCACGUCCGGGCCGCGCUGCUGAACCUGGGGGCCGCAUCUGUCCCCGUGUCUGACCCGCCGCUGCAAAUCACCAUGGACGGCAGCCAGGCUGUUCGCUUGAUUGGCGACAUUGACCCCGAUGUGGUGAUACCCAUGCACUGCGACGGCUGGGGCCACUUUGCGGAAAAUAGCUCCCAGGCGGCCAAGGUUUUUGAGGCGGCAAAUAUUGAAAACAAGAUUCGCUGGCUGAAACCGGGCGAGAAGACGCGCAUCAUCUGA
Molecule: messenger RNA, 759 nt
Organism: Metarhizium robertsii ARSEF 23
Lineage: Eukaryota; Fungi; Ascomycota; Sordariomycetes; Hypocreales; Clavicipitaceae
Exons: 2
Coding region: 1-759 (252 amino acids)
Source: RefSeq, a predicted model, not a curated record